Arabidopsis thaliana (thale cress) is the source of this 976-nucleotide messenger RNA. RefSeq names its product A20/AN1-like zinc finger family protein (gene SAP5). Gene Ontology annotation, molecular function: zinc ion binding; DNA binding. Bases 100 to 582 code for a protein of 160 amino acids. The record is from RefSeq and is marked reviewed. Lineage: Eukaryota; Viridiplantae; Streptophyta; Magnoliopsida; Brassicales; Brassicaceae. The transcript has a single exon.
GGCCCAUAUUCCAUUCUUACCUCUCUCUACCUCUCUAUCUCUCUCUCCUCAUAAUCGAUCCGUAAACUCGCCGGAGGAGCAGGGAGAUUCAAUAAGACGAUGGCUCAGAGAACGGAGAAGGAAGAGACCGAGUUCAAAGUUCUCGAAACCUUGACGACAACAACAACGACGUUAUGUACCAAUAACUGCGGCGUUACAGCGAAUCCUGCGACGAACAACAUGUGUCAGAAAUGUUUCAACGCAUCUCUCGUCUCGGCGGCCGCAGGUGUUGUUGAAUCAGGUUCGAUCUUGAAGAGAUCGGCUAGAUCUGUCAAUCUUCGUUCGUCACCAGCUAAAGUCGUGAUUCGUCCAAGAGAGAUCGAUGCGGUGAAGAAGAGAGAUCAACAGAUCGUAAACCGAUGUUCUGGUUGUCGGAAGAAAGUUGGGUUGACCGGAUUCAGGUGCCGAUGCGGUGAGCUUUUCUGCUCAGAGCACCGUUACUCCGAUCGUCAUGAUUGUAGCUACGACUACAAAACCGCUGGUCGUGAGGCGAUCGCUAGAGAAAAUCCGGUGGUCAAGGCUGCGAAAAUGGUCAAAGUUUAAAAAAUUAAAAAUUCGAUCUCAACCGUUGAAAAACUUGUGGUGGUUCAAAAGCUCCGAUCGGAAGAGAGAUUGGUCGGAGAGACAUGGAUUUGAUUUGGUGAUGUGUUGUAAAAGAAGAUCAGAGAGAUUAUUCCUCUCCUCAAAUCAAAAUCUGAACCUCAAUUUUUUUUUUUACGUUUUUUUUUCAUCUUUUAAUUUAUAUAUUAGUGAAUGAUUAUUAAUAUUAUUAUUGUGUGGCUUACGGAUUCAUGAAUUUGCUUCUUGAUCAUCGAGAAAUGGUGUAUGUAAGAGACGAAGGGGUUGUUUGGUAAUUUAGGAACAUGUCUUUCUGGUUUCGUUUCGUUUCGUGUGGUAGAUGUACUUAUCACGAUACUACUAGUCCAUUGUGCGUCAC